Messenger RNA from Amorphotheca resinae ATCC 22711, 1599 nucleotides. RefSeq lists its product as hypothetical. Gene Ontology annotation, molecular function: transmembrane transporter activity. Bases 1 to 1599 code for a protein of 532 amino acids. Gene Ontology annotation, biological process: transmembrane transport. Lineage: Eukaryota; Fungi; Ascomycota; Leotiomycetes; Helotiales; Amorphothecaceae. The record is from RefSeq and is a predicted model, not a curated record. The transcript has 6 exons.
AUGGAGAGCCAUCCGGACGAACCUCAUGGACCUUCCGAUCCUCGCUUCCAAAACAACGGUCUGCCAGGGGCACACAAUGAUGUCAGUGACAGCAACGUUACGGAUAAAGACUUGGAGGCGGGCGAAGGUGAAGAGCAUGAUCCAGAGGAGGAGGAGAGGGAGGAGGAAUUUAGACAGCAGGAGAAGGAAGCAGCAAAGGAUCCCAACCUGGUGGAAUGGGAUGGUCCGGACGAUCCUGAAAAUCCAAUGAAUUGGCCUUCAAACAAGAAGCUAAUCGUGACCUGCUUUUUGGCACUGUUGACCUUCGUAGUGACCUUCGCGUCGUCUGUCUUCAGCAACGCCACGAUCCCCGUUUCUGAACUGUUUCAUGUGUCACCUCUUGUAUCCACGCUCGGGACGAGUUUGAUGGUCUUUGGGUAUUCUGUUGGCCCCUUGAUUUGGGGUCCUGGGUCAGAAGUUUUUGGGCGAAAGGCACCACUGUUCUUUGGAUACGCAGUAUUUGCAAUCUUCCAAAUCCCCGUCGCCGUGGCACAGAAUUUACAAACAAUCAUGCUUUGCCGUUUCUUCGGUGGUGUCUUUGGUUGUGCACCGUUGGCUAUCGUUGGCGGCGCAUUGGCAGAUUUCUACGGCCCAGUGGAUCGGGGUGUUGCUGUGUGUGUCUUCGCUGCCGCAACAUUUAUUGGACCAGUGGCCGGGCCAAUUAUGGGUGGUUUCAUAACACAAAGUUACCUUGGCUGGCGUUGGACGGCCUACAUCACGCUUAUCAUGGCCUCCUUUUUCGGGAUCUUGGGUAUCCUCAUCAUCCCCGAGACGUCACAUAGCAAGAUCCUUCAGAGUCGUGCCAAAAGGCUACGUUUCGAGACCAAGAAUUGGGCAAUUCACUCGCUGGCCGAUGAGCGACAACUGGAUUUUCACUCCAUUCUCCAGGCUUAUUUCCUCAGGCCAUUCAUCAUGCUCGCUAAAGAGCCCAUUCUGUUUCUCUUGACAUUCUAUAUGGCUUAUAUCUAUGGUAUCUUGUAUCUCUUCUUUGAAGCUUACCCAAUCUCUUUUCAAGAAGAGCGCGGCUGGAACCAAGGUGUUGGAGCUCUUCCCUUCCUCGGCAUCUUGAUCGGUGUGCUGCUUGGAUGUAUUACGAUCGCGGCCGUCACAAAGACCCGGUUUGCCCGAAAGUUGGAGAAGCAUGGGAAGGUCAUUCCGGAAGAGCGACUUACUCCCAUGAUCGCGGGGGCCAUUAUAUUGCCUAUUGGUCUCUUCUGGUUUGCUUGGACGAGCAAUCCUCACAUCAAUUGGGUGCCGCAAGUCCUCGCUGGUAUCUUCAUCGGAUGGGGAAUCCUCAUGGUUUUCUUGCAAGGGUUGAACUACAUCAUCGAUGUUUAUAUGUGGUAUGCCAACUCAGCUAUUGCAGCAAAUACGGUGAUCCGUUCGUUGGCCGGUGGUGGAUUCCCUUUAUUCGCCUCUGCUAUGUACCACAAUCUUGGUGUUGCCUGGGCUACGUCCUUACUCGGAUUCCUUAGUAUCGUCAUGGUUCCCGCGCCAGUCCUGUUCUUCUUCUACGGAGCGAGGAUCAGGAAGAUGAGCAAGUUCAGCCCUUCAGUGUAA